UGAAAACCAACGAAAGUCCACUCACUUUCACCACUUUCUGUUUCCAUGUUUCCACAUUUAAAGGUGUCAUGGAUUUAAACUUUACGCUCCUAGGGGGCGACUUGUCAAGCUUUGGCGCACUGGCGCAGAGACUGUUUGGGAAUAACUCGGUGUUUCCGUUUGAGAACGCCACCGCCGCUUCCAAAACGGAUGAGGAAGACUUGGAAGUCAACACGGAUGUUUAUUCCAGGGUGAUCGUCACUGUCAUCUACGCCGCUCUGUUUGCUGUGGGCUCCCUAGGCAACUCCAUCACCCUGUACACCCUGCUGACCAAAAAGACCCUGCAGAACCUCCAGAGCACCGUGCACUACCACCUGGCCAGCCUCGCCAUCUCCGAUCUGCUCAUCCUCGUCCUUUCCAUGCCCAUUGAGCUCUACAACUUCAUCUGGUUCCACCACCCGUGGGUGUUCGGGGACGCCGUGUGCAGGGGUUACUACUUCCUCCGGGACAGCUGCUCAUACGCCACCGCACUCAACAUCGCGAGCCUGAGCGUGGAGCGCUACAUGGCCAUCUGCCACCCGUUCAAAGCCAAGAGCAUCAUGUCCCGCAGCCGCACCAAGAAGCUCAUCAGCGCCAUGUGGAUCGCGUCCUUCGCGCUCGCGGCGCCGAUGCUCUUCGUCAUGGGCCAGGUGACGCGUCAAGGGGAGAAGAUCUGCACCGCCAUCGUGUCCCCCGUCAGCAUCAAGACCGUGCUUCAGAUCAAUGCAUUUCUGUCCUUUGUGAUACCCAUGGUGGCCAUAUCUGCACUGAAUGGGGUCAUAGCCAAUCAGCUGCUGAGAAUGUUCCGCGAAGCAGAGCAAGAAAACCGUGUCUGCAUCGUUGGGGGGAAUCCCACCAUGCUGAAUGUCACUGUGGAGCCAAACCGUGCUCAGUCACUUCGACAUGGAGUUCUUGUUCUCCGAGCGGUGGUCAUAGCCUUCGUGGUGUGCUGGCUGCCCUAUCACGCUCGUCGCCUCAUGUUUUGCUACAUCUCUGACUGGUCCGAUGACUUGUAUGACUUCUACCACUAUUUCUACAUGCUUACCAACGUCCUAUUUUACGUCAGCUCGGCCAUCAAUCCGAUCCUCUACAACCUGGUGUCAGCCACCUACCGCCAGAUCUUCUUCUCCACGCUGCGCUACUUCUGCAUGCCCUGCCGCCAUACUCCCAGGAGGCACACCCGUCCCUUAACCCGCCACUCAAUCAGCAUCUCCAGCAACCCUACCCUCUCCAGCCACAUCAUCAAAGAGACAGCCUACUGAUUGGACUGCAGUGGAAUACACUUUCACACUCUAAUCCCAUCUGCUGCCACCUUGUGAUUACUGCUCUAGCUACAUCAAGGAAAUUUGUGAACUGGUUUGGAGACUGUUGGCACAGGCUGAUCCAGUACUGGGAUCACCAUCAUUGUCAAGUGGGGUCAAAUUCCCUUAUUGAGACCACUGUAAUUUC
Plectropomus leopardus (leopard coralgrouper) is the source of this 1467-nucleotide messenger RNA. RefSeq names its product neurotensin receptor 1 (high affinity) (gene ntsr1). Gene Ontology annotation, cellular component: plasma membrane. Gene Ontology annotation, molecular function: G protein-coupled neurotensin receptor activity. The record is from RefSeq and is a predicted model, not a curated record. Gene Ontology annotation, biological process: neuropeptide signaling pathway. Lineage: Eukaryota; Metazoa; Chordata; Actinopteri; Perciformes; Serranidae.